AUGGCAGUUUCAUCCUCAACUACAACAGGAUCACCUUCUGCAAUGGCAGUCCGAGGAGACAAGAACAAGAAGCAAGGCAAAGUGGUCAUACUUAAGAUCUCACCAAAACUACUGCAGCGUUUCGAGCCACCCUCUGCCAAGGAAGAAGAACAAGAGUCUACACCGUCAUCAGCCUCCUCACCGGCUCGUGUGGUUGACGAUGUCCCGGCUUUGAAGGUUCCGGAGAUCAAUGACAAUACAUCCGAGUCCAACUCCACGCCUGCACCUUCCAAUGGCGAUGCAAAUUCAUCAGACCCCUCCAAAAAACGCAAGGGCCCUGCCCCAGGAUACAAGAGGAACCUUGGACAAAUGUUGGAGUCUAGUGGAACACCUAAAGCACGUGGUAAACCAGGUCCCAAAAAGAAACCUAGAUUAGAAGACGGUACCAUCGAUCACAAUGCCACCCGAGCUCCCGCUGGUCCAGUCAUUGGCUUCACUGGCCACAAGCUGGGACCCAAGGCCAACCAAGGGGCUAUCAAUGCUGGUCUCAGAGCACUCGAUCGAUCGGGCAAACCUUGUCGCAAGUGGAACAAGAAACCAUUUCAUUUGAAGAGCUUUACCGGUAUCGUUUGGGAUGUACCAUCAUGGAGAGGAAUUGAAAAUCUGAAAGUCAAUGGCGAAGAGCUGAAUGGUGCUCGCGAGAUAUCACAACAAAGCAGCAGUGAUGUCAAACCUAACGAGAGUGAUGCUGCCAUGGACAGCACUGCCGGAGACCACCCUGAGACCAUGCUGAUGUCUACACCAGCAGCAAGCUCCCCAGUUCCAAUGCCAGAACAGACCCCGAUCGUCGCUGCUCUUGGGUGA
Messenger RNA from Exophiala bonariae, 843 nucleotides. RefSeq lists its product as uncharacterized. The record is from RefSeq and is a predicted model, not a curated record. Gene Ontology annotation, biological process: chromatin remodeling. The coding region runs from base 1 to 843 and encodes 280 amino acids. Gene Ontology annotation, cellular component: Ino80 complex. The transcript is spliced from 2 exons. Lineage: Eukaryota; Fungi; Ascomycota; Eurotiomycetes; Chaetothyriales; Herpotrichiellaceae.